Talaromyces proteolyticus is the source of this 1334-nucleotide messenger RNA. RefSeq lists its product as uncharacterized. The coding region runs from base 390 to 1334 and encodes 314 amino acids. The record is from RefSeq and is a predicted model, not a curated record. The transcript is spliced from 3 exons. Lineage: Eukaryota; Fungi; Ascomycota; Eurotiomycetes; Eurotiales; Trichocomaceae.
CCCAAUCCCAAUAAUGCUGCUGCACCACUAAGCCCGCCUAGCCCCGGCCGAGCGCCAAAACUACCCCAGUCCCUAAGCCUUAGCCUCGGCAAGUAAAAAAUUACGAGCUGGAAGCUGCUUCCUUCGAUUCUCUUGUUUGACUUCUCACAAUAUCAGCAUUAGGGACAGUGAUGGCCGAGAGAUGUGCCUCCAUCGAAGAACACCCGCACAGGUCGAGACUCUGCGUGUUUUGUUUCUGAAUCCUGGAUCCCGCAUGGUGCGGGCCGUUUUAGAAUCGUCACGCUCGGUGCGCAUCUCCUUGCCGUGCUGCUAGCAAGCAUCUACUCGUCGAACCAAUCGGAUCAGUGCUUUACUUAAUACCGCUACAGCAAGCCAAUUCAUGGUGACUUAUGAAUCACACGAACAGUGCGUCUACCAGAUUAGUUGCACCCUCAGCUACUCCACGUCCUCCAGAAGAUUGGGUCACGAUGAGUCGUGAUCCUUCAGCGCCCUCUGCUAGCAUUUUCGAAGAGCAAGAGCGCGAGUUGGCCAGUGAGCGAGAGCAAGAACGCUAUUUUCAGAAACCGAAGCCAUAUCAAGCUUCAACCCAUAUAAUUGAUCCAGCCAUCAAACAGUUUAUAGCGACUGGGAAGGUCAAACCUGGGGUUUUCAAAGGAGCUUUUCAGACUUUAGGCAAUACUACGGCUGCUAAAGAGUUCCUGGUAUCAGACUUUCCCCUAAGUGAUUUGCUUGUCUCAAGAGACUUUGCCCAUACCAUUGAAACUUCAAGAACAGAAUUGGAUUUUGUCUCAGAUCUCUACCAACGUCAUGUACAAUGGGUGUUGACUAGCUUUGACAAGACUAAUACGGUACAGCAUAUGGUUGUGAUAAGCCCGUAUGAAGCGGAUGCAUUGCUGCCUGAGAUUGGAAAGGAGAAUUGUGUGACGCUACACAUAUAUACACCCCGUGUGAGCAUACACUAUCCGCCACUUGAUAGUCUCAAUCUAUAUACUGUGCCUGUUCGACACCCGCCACCCACAAUUCCGGAGUCCCUUCUCGUUCAACUGAACCUCUUUUCUGGUCACUUGUAUCUUGCUACUUACAACGAAUGUCUGAGAGUUUGCGAGUUCCUGAACUUGGCAACCGAAGCUACUCGAGAAGGUUGGGCUGUCGCUGGGGAUGGAUUCAUUGUCCAACGUGCCGACGGAGCUCCAGCAACAUUCCAUACUAGUCCUGUCAAGUUCUUCAAAUUACUUAUGGGUCAGAUCCGUCGAAAUUGCGAUAACAUUGAUAAAACUCAUAUGGGGCAGAUUCUUAACGGUGAAUUGUUGCGGCCUGAGGACUUUUCUGAUUAA